AUGGAAGAAAUCUGCAUUUACAGAGACCCUAAUGCACUAAUCGAAGACCGUAUAAAAGACCUAAUUUCUCGAAUGACUUUACAAGAGAAGUUAGCUCAAAUGACUCAAAUCGAACGUCGUGUUGCUUCUCCUUUUGCGCUCAAACACCUCGGAAUUGGUAGUAUACUAAGUGCUGGAGGAAGUGCACCUUUUGAGAAAGCCGUUUCUUCAGAUUGGGCUGAUAUGGUAGAUGGUUUUCAGAAAUUGGCAAUGGAAUCACGGUUAGGUAUUCCGAUUAUUUAUGGUGUUGAUGCGGUUCAUGGUAAUAAUAAUGUUUAUGGUGCUACUAUUUUUCCUCACAAUGUUAAUCUUGGUGCCACUAGAGAUGCAGAUUUAGCUUAUAGAAUUGGGGUUGCAACUGCACUGGAGGUUAGAGCUAGUGGAGCUCAUUACACCUUUGCUCCUUGUGUAGCUGUAUGCAGAGACCCAAGAUGGGGAAGAUGCUAUGAGAGCUAUAGUGAGGACACUCAAAUUGUGAAGAAAAUGACAUCAAUUGUAUCAGGGCUGCAGGGGAAUCCACCUAAGGAACACUUAAAUGGAUACCCAUUUCUGGCUGGAAGAAAGAAUGUGAUUGCUUGUGCCAAACACUUUGUUGGUGAUGGAGGAACACAUAAAGGCAUAAAUGAAGGGAAUACUAUCUCUUCAUAUAAAGAUUUAGCAAGGAUCCAUAUGGCGCCUUAUCUGGACUGUAUUCCUCAGGGAGUUUGUACUGUCAUGGCUUCCUAUUCUAGUUGGAAUGGACAAAAGCUACAUGCUGAUCGUUUUCUUCUCACGGAAAUCCUUAAAGAUAAGCUGGGCUUUAAGGGAUUUGUAAUUUCAGAUUGGGAGGGCAUUGAUAGACUUUGUGAACCUCAAGGUGCAGACUAUCGUUUCUGUAUUUCAGCUGCUGUCAAUGCGGGAAUUGAUAUGGUCAUGGUUCCUUUUAGCUACGUGAAGUAUAUGAAGGAAUUGACUAAUCUUGUAGAAUCAAAAGAGAUACCGUUGUCUAGAAUUAAUGAUGCUGUUGAACGCAUUCUGAGGGUGAAGUUUGUGGCAGGGCUUUUUAAGCAUCCUUACACUGACCGAUCUUUGCUAGAUACCGUUGGUUGCAAGUUGCAUCGGGAGCUAGGCCGUGAAGCAGUCCGGAAAUCUAUGGUCCUCCUGAAAAAUGGAAAAGAUUCAAAUAUUCCAUUUCUUCCAUUGGAGAAGAAUGCCAAAAAAAUUCUUGUUUCUGGAACACAUGCUGACAAUCUUGGGUAUCAAUGUGGUGGGUGGACUAAAACGUGGGAUGGAGUUGGUGGCAGAAUUACUCUUGGCACUACAAUCUUGGAUGCUAUUAGAGGAGCUGUUGGUGAAAACAGUCAAGUAAUCUUUGAAGAGAUACCAUCACCUGAUACCUUGGCAAGAGGAGAUUUUGAUAUUGCCAUUGUAGCUGUUGGUGAAACUCCAUAUGCUGAGUUUACAGGGGACAAUGGGGUGCUCAAUAUUCCUUUUAAUGGAGCUGAGUUGAUUAGUGCAGUUGCAGAUAAAUUUCCUACACUUGUCAUUUUGGUUUCGGGAAGGCCUUUAGUUUUAGAGCCGUGGCUUUUGCAGAAGAUAGAUGCUUUGGUUGCUGCAUUUUUGCCUGGAAGUGAAGGAUAUGGAGUAGCUGAUGUUCUAUUUGGAGCUUAUGAAUUUGAGGGUCAACUUCCUGUUUCGUGGUUCAAAAGUGUCGAUCAACUGCCAUUAGAUUCUGCACAGAAUGCAUAUCAACCUUUAUUCCCCUUGGGUUUUGGAUUGAAAACCCAAAACUUGUGA
This is a messenger RNA of Amaranthus tricolor (Joseph's coat), 1815 nucleotides long. RefSeq lists its product as uncharacterized. Gene Ontology annotation, molecular function: beta-glucosidase activity. NCBI's taxonomy places the organism in Eukaryota, Viridiplantae, Streptophyta, Magnoliopsida, Caryophyllales, Amaranthaceae. Gene Ontology annotation, biological process: glucan catabolic process. The transcript is spliced from 9 exons. The record is from RefSeq and is a predicted model, not a curated record. The coding region runs from base 1 to 1815 and encodes 604 amino acids.